AUGACCGGGUAUCUGUGUCGAGGGAAGACCGAGCAGCCCUGGCUGUCGUCACCGAAACGACACGACACAACGGAAUCCAAUUCGGAGUGCCGUUACCCUGGCGAACGGGAUCCAAUCGACUNGCAGUUGAAGGAAGCCUACUGUAAGGCCAUGAAACGCAAUCUAGACUUGGGAUAUAUUGAAAGCGCAAUGCGAGAAAUCGAAAAGGGGCAACCAUUGUGGUACCUUCCGCACCACCCUGUCAUAAAACCCAAGAAACCUCAGAAGAUCCGGGUUGUCUCCGAUUGUGCUGCCAAGUGGGCCGGGAUUGCCCUAAAUGACCGUCUAUUAGAAGGCCCAGACCUGAUUACUCCGCUGAUUGAGGUGCUGUGCAGAUUCCGGCUGGGGUUAGAGUCCCCGAAGAGCAAAGGGAUGCCCUACGGUUGUGGUGGUGGCUGGCUGGAGACCUAG
Molecule: messenger RNA, 450 nt
Organism: Echinostoma caproni
Lineage: Eukaryota; Metazoa; Platyhelminthes; Trematoda; Plagiorchiida; Echinostomatidae
Source: the annotation of a GenBank genome assembly